Messenger RNA from Carassius carassius (crucian carp), 780 nucleotides. RefSeq names its product duodenase-1-like. Lineage: Eukaryota; Metazoa; Chordata; Actinopteri; Cypriniformes; Cyprinidae. The transcript is spliced from 4 exons. Gene Ontology annotation, biological process: proteolysis. Gene Ontology annotation, molecular function: serine-type endopeptidase activity. The coding region runs from base 185 to 661 and encodes 158 amino acids. The record is from RefSeq and is a predicted model, not a curated record.
AAUUGAUAGUUCUAGUGAAAAUAGUUAUUUAGUGUUCAUGUUGUUUAUCUACAGCUCACUUGAAUUUGCUCUAGAACGUUAGUCAUCAUGAUGUUCUGGAAGCUGGUUUGAGAAAUAAUUACCAGAAACUCAGUAUCUCCGCCCACCCUUUUGUUUUGUCAGUGAGAGCUCACUGAUUGUCUUCAUGAUGACCAUCAUCUCUCUGCUCCUGCUGGCCUCUCUGCUGCCACACCUGACCUUCACUGCUCGCGUGAAUAAGGGAAUAGUGAAUGGCACAGAAGCAAAACCCCACUCCAGACCUUAUAUGGUUUCUGUUCAAAAGAACUGGCUACAUAUCUGUGGUGGAUUCCUCAUCUCUGAUGAGUUUGUCUUGACUGUCGCUCAUUGUCGAGAUAUAUGUCAGAUUCUGACAGUUGUGGUUGGUGCUCAUGACUUAAGGAAAAGUAAGACUUUGAAGCGCAUUGGAGUGAAGAAGUACAUCCCACAUCCAGACUACAACACCCGUCCUCUUCGGAAUGACAUCAUGCUUUUGAGGCUACAGAAAAAGGUCAAACUAAACAACAAUGUUAGAAGGAUAUCAUUACCGAAGAAAUGUAAGGAUGUCAAGGUACUCUCUGUAGUGUUGCUGGCUGGGGAAAACUUUGGACUGACGGCCCACUGAGCAAUCGUCUAAUGGAGGCAAACGUGUAUAUAAUGAACAACAGAGAAUGUUACAAGAGGUGGGGAGAGAUCUACUACUCAGUCUCACAGAUGAUGUGUACACACGGCUAUGGUGGAUUC